AUGAAUUGGCUCAGCUUCCUCGUCCUGCUCACCGUGGCCGGGCUGGCGCAGGGGACAGGGGACAACUGUGGAGGUCUCUGUGGGCUCCGACCCAUGGUGUAUGAGUAUGAGUACAUGGAUCAUGUCAACAACUCGAUUCGCAUCGUGGGUGGCACAGAUGCCAAGUCAGGGGCCUGGCCCUGGAUUGUCAGCCUUAAGCAUCCCGCAAUACCAGGCACAAGACAUCUCUGUGGAGGGUCUCUCAUCACUGCAGACUGGGUCCUCACAGCAGCCCACUGCUUUGACCCCAUCAGGAAAUUUGAUGUGGUUUAUGUGGUGAUUGGAGCAACACAGUUGACUAAACCAGGACCUGGAGCACAACUGCGCCGAAUUAAGAAGUUAGUGCGUCAUGAAUACUAUAAUAAAAAUGACAAAAGUAACGACAUUGCCUUGCUGCAACUGAGCAAGCCGGUUGAGUGCAACCCCUACACUCAGCUGGCCUGCGUAGCUGACCCCACCAUAAGACUGUCAGACCUGCAGAACUGCUGGGUGGCCGGCUGGGGCGCUACUGCUGUAAGAGCUCAAAAGUCAAGUGAUGUCCUGCAGGAGGCCGAAGUACAGCUCAUUGAUGUCCAGCUCUGCAACAGCAGUGACUGGUAUGCAGGGAAAAUCCACACCCACAACUUGUGUGCUGGUUACCCGGAGGGCAACAUCGACACCUGCCAGGGUGACAGCGGUGGUCCUCUCAUGUGCCAAGAGAAAAACAGUGACUACUUCUGGAUUGUUGGAGUGACCAGCUGGGGAAGAGGCUGUGCCAGAGCAAAGCGGCCUGGAGUCUACACCUCCACUCAGUACUUCUAUGACUGGAUGCUGCUUCACAUCGGCAUGGAGACAAUUAAAAAUGCUUUUUGA
Molecule: messenger RNA, 891 nt
Organism: Cinclus cinclus
Lineage: Eukaryota; Metazoa; Chordata; Aves; Passeriformes; Cinclidae
Product: acrosin-like
Exons: 5
Coding region: 1-891 (296 amino acids)
Biological process (GO): proteolysis; acrosome reaction
Molecular function (GO): serine-type endopeptidase activity
Source: RefSeq, a predicted model, not a curated record